GGUUUUCACUGUACAGGAAGAGUAGGCUAUAAGUAGCCUAAUCUGAAAAGUAACUGAAGCUGUCAAAUAACUCGAGUAAAAACCUAUAAGUAUUUGUCUCUGAGAUGUAUUGGGGUAGAAACAGGCUAUAGGCUAAAAUUUCUUAAAUAGAAAUAAAUAAAGCACAAAUACCUCAAACUUAUAACUAAGUACAGUGCGUGGGUAAAUGCGCUGUAAACUUCCACCACUGCCUGCAGGUCAACACCGUCAAUACAAGAAUCAGAAUCCGUGAAAAGUAACUGAAGAAAUUUCCAGCAGGCACCUAAACGCGUCACGGGCGUGUCGAGGGGGGCGUGAGCGCCUUAUAAUGAGGGGGAGAGGCGGUAUUGUCUGACGGGCAUCUGAGCUCCGGGGAAACGUAAAGCACGGAGAAGACAACGGGCUACUAACUUCAAAUGAACAAAGUGUCAAGGUCUUGGGGUCGUACGCGUCUUCAGGAGGGAGUCACUUCUUCUUCGUGCAGAUCUGUCUUCUGCGGCAACAGAAAGUCAGCACAGCGUCCACCCGCUGGCACUACGCAACAAAACAUAAAUGAUCUGGGAAUGAUCAGAGGUGGUGGGAGUCGUCCGCUCCAGCAGUGUCUUUGAGGGGGAGAAACUCCGCCCCUUCAAACUCAGGAUCCAGUCUCAAGCAAUCUUGUCAGCAAACAGAUAUCACUCUGAAGUGUCCUUGAGCAAGAAAUGAAUCUCUAAUGACCUCAGGGUGCUGCUUUGUGGCUGACACUGAUACCUCAUUUUAGAUGGAUGGGUGAAUGUUAGAUAAAUUGUAGCACACAUUUGUGUGUGUAUACACAGGAAGAAAAUCAAUGUGUAUUUGAUAAUGAAGCAAUCCUUGACAUAUUUCACUGACAUAAUUCACUGGAGGAAUGUCAGUUCAUGCAAGUAUGACAAAAUGUGGUGCAAUAUACUGCCAUCUAGAGGAAGCUACAGCAAAUCUGCCAUAAACUGAUAAGGUUCCUUGUAUUGUACCCUCUGUGUGAGCAGAUUAGGAAUUACAGGUGAAUAAACACAACCAGACUGUCUCAAACCACUCAGGUUGAUAUUAAAACCAUAUUUGUUGCCAUAAUUUGAGAAAGAGUUGUGUGUCGCAGAAAUGACUUCCAGCACUCCCUUUUCUUUGUCAGCUGGAGGAAAUAUCAGCAUUUUCAUUUAACAUUUUCAAGGUCAUGCUCCACAAUCUUUCCUUCUGCCAAACAUACAAACCAACUAUGCAGAAAAGAUAAAAAAAAGAGUAAACAAAGUAUGAGCAGUGGUUACUGUGUAUUGUGAGCUAAUGACUUUGCGUCUUACUCUAACCAGCCGCGCUCUCUGCCAGUGUCUUGAUCUCCUGACCAAAUUCAUGAUGUGGCCUUCGAAAACCUGGCAAAAGAUAAGUGCAUCUGAUUGGUCCAACCUGACCCUUAACCUGGAGGAGUCCCUGACCAGUGCUUUGGGUCAUUACCUGGACAACUGGAGGCGUAAUGUGACAGAUGCUGCAAAAGCUUUGGACAAGACUCUGGCUGAGGAGAACUUCAGGGACGUCAUCUGGUAUCUGGCUGUGAUGAUUGGGAUAUUUGCCUUCAUUGUUGUGGCCAUCCUGGUGAGCACAGUCAAAUCCAAGAGGAGAGAGCACUCUAAUGACCCCUACCACCAAUACAUCAAGGAGGACUGGACUGCUCAGAUACCACAGAGUGAUGUCAUCACUAAUUGGUCAGCUAGAUAAUGCAAGCAUAGAUGCUUAACUUACAGCAAAUCAUCAGUAGAAGGAGCAGCAUCAGCAUAACUAACAGAUUUUCACAAAAUCUAUGGUCCUUUCUCAUGCUGAUCAAAUUUGUAAUCAGAAUAAUAAAGAAUAAUCACUAUUAAA
Messenger RNA from Micropterus salmoides (largemouth bass), 1884 nucleotides. RefSeq names its product potassium voltage-gated channel subfamily E member 2-like. Bases 1312 to 1740 code for a protein of 142 amino acids. Gene Ontology annotation, biological process: regulation of ventricular cardiac muscle cell membrane repolarization; membrane repolarization during action potential; potassium ion export across plasma membrane. Gene Ontology annotation, molecular function: voltage-gated potassium channel activity involved in ventricular cardiac muscle cell action potential repolarization; delayed rectifier potassium channel activity; potassium channel regulator activity. The transcript has 3 exons. NCBI's taxonomy places the organism in Eukaryota, Metazoa, Chordata, Actinopteri, Centrarchiformes, Centrarchidae. The record is from RefSeq and is a predicted model, not a curated record. Gene Ontology annotation, cellular component: membrane.